This is a messenger RNA of Dictyostelium purpureum, 1112 nucleotides long. RefSeq lists its product as uncharacterized. Bases 18 to 1112 code for a protein of 364 amino acids. The transcript has a single exon. NCBI's taxonomy places the organism in Eukaryota, Evosea, Eumycetozoa, Dictyosteliales, Dictyosteliaceae. The record is from RefSeq and is a predicted model, not a curated record.
AUAAAAAGUAUUGAAUAAUGAUUUCAAUAAAUAAACUUUUAUUAAACCCUAUACAUAAAAAUAAUAAUAUAUAUAAAACAUUAUCCAAAACAUUGUUAUUUAAUAAUACAAAUGCUCUCAGCCCAAUAACAACAAACAAUGAUAAAUAUUAUUUAAAUAAAUCAAACUUUGCAUCAAAAAACUACAAAACCUAUAAAAACUUUAAAGAUCAAAGAAAAUUUUAUGAAGAGGAGUAUAAAAAGCAAAAACAACAAGAAAAGUAUUACAGAGAGGCUCAUGAACAACAACAAAAGCAUUACAAAGAGUCUCAUGAACAACAACAACAGCAGCAGCAAUACCAACAGGAGAAACCAAAUCCUAUUAUGAUACCAAUAUUUAAAAUUCUUUUCAAAUUAUUAGGUACAAUAUUAUUUGGUUGGUUAAGAAAGAAAUUCUCACCAACUGAAUAUAAAGAAUUAUUUAAUUUCACAACUGAAACUUUACGAAAACAAAAAAUUUUAAUUCAAGAUGCUAUUGGUGGUAAUCAACCAUUGGUUUUAUCUAAAGAGCCAAAACUUAUUUCGACAUCAUUUAUUCCACGUCAUUCACAGUUUAUGAAUCAAGAGGAUCAAGUUAUGAUGGUUUGCGAAAUACCUUUAUUAAAAUCACAUAAUGAUAUUCAAUCAUUACACACUGUAACACUAGCUGAAUCGUUACCAGAUGUCGUGGUCGAAGAGUCAUUUCCUUGGAAUUUAUUUACCCCAACCAAAACUAUAAAAUCUGCAAGACCCAUCCGUGUAACUUUACUUAUUGAAAAUUAUAUAGACAAUCCAUAUUUAUUCGUUUUCAGCCAAAAGAGGGAAUUAAUACUAUACGAAAGUGCUGAACACUCUACAAAUAAAAGUAGUUAUGACGAAUACGAUGUUUUUGAAGGUAAUACUACUCAAAACAACAUGUAUCAAGAGGAGGAGGAAGAGGACGAAAAUGGUCAACAUUAUCAAGAAAAACAUCAAAAUAGAAAUUAUCAAAACAAUUCUAGAUAUAAUAAUCAUAAUAACAGAAAACAAAAUGAAGGUGAUACUAUUGUAUUGGAUCCAAAAGAUUUCCGUGAAGUAACAAAUAAAAAGAAAUAA